AUAUGUUCCUUGUUCUAUGAUGACAUUUGUGAUUUUGUCAAAGGAUUUUGUUAAUAAUUUUUUGUGUAUAAUUAUUUUAAUACCUAUGAAUUUAAUAAUACACAAAAUUUUUGCUUUUUCAAUGGUGAUUGAAUGAAAAUGAGUAAAAUCAAAAAGCCCGGCCAACAACAGCAAUGUCGUUGCUGCUUAGAAGUUAUCGGUCUAAAAGAUUUGUGGACAGAAUAUUAUAAUGGUGAUGAGAGAGAAGUCUACGGUGAAAUGGUGAACGAAUGCUUUGCGAUGCCCUGGGAGCAUGAAGACAGUAAGAGGGAGUACAUCUGCGACGGCUGCGUGACUCGUCUCCGGGACGCGGUCAGCUUCAGGAAAGAGAUCCUGCACUCUGACCAAUUGCUCAAGGAACACAUAAAGAAUGAAGCUGUCGCCGGCCACAGUGUGAAGGAGGAGGAGAUGUCAGACGCUGAGAUAGAGACGGAGUACCUGAGCAUAGACUACCUCGACGAAGACGGACAGCACAAGAGUAACAGCAGCAUAGAAAUAAAAAUAGAAUCGGGAGGUAUAAAAGAGGAGAGUAUACCGAGUAAGAGCGGGCGGCGCUACACGGAGGAGGACUUCAAGAAGUGCAUAGAAGCGGUGAAGAGCAGGAAGCUGUCGCAGACCAAGGCGUCCAUCAUCUACCACGUGCCCCGGACCACCAUCAGACAUGCUCUGGCCAAUCCUGAGAACACAAGUUCCAACAACGACAAGAAGAUCGAAAGAAGCAAACACAUAGACAACAUAAGCACACUGUUCCACCACACCAACGCUACUCCCAUACGCUCGCAGAAGGACAUCGGCUACGGAUGCUGCUUCUGCGACAAGUUCUACAUCAAACCGGCUGAACUGAAACAGCAUACGAGAGAUAUACACCAAGACCAAAUCCUCAACAUCAUGAGGGACAAAUCUCUGAACGACUACCACGCAAAACUGGACAUAACAGGCUUGCAAUGCAACGAUUGUAAAACAGGAAUAGCUGAUCUAGACGCCAUGAUGCGUCAUCUAAAAGAUCACGACAGAGACAUUCAUUUGGACAUAAACAACCACAUAAUGCCUUUCAGUUUCGAAGGCGAUGAGUUACGCUGCGUCAUAUGCAAGGCAGAAUUUAUCAAAUUCAAAAAAUUAGCCGAACACAUGAACAAGCAUUACAGGAAUAGGGUCUGCGAUGUUUGCGGCGCGGGUUUCAUCAACGAGAGAUCGUUUCAAAUACAUUUCAAAGUGCACAAAAAGGGUGUAUUCUCUUGUAAGUUUUGCGAGAAAGUUUUCGACACGUUUGGGAAGAAGAAAUCCCACGAAUCAGCCGUCCACAUACAUUCGCAAAUGUUGAGUAAAUGUGGAUAUUGUAAUAAGAAAUUCAAAACGCACAGGAACAAGGAGAAGCAUAUAUCCAGCGAGCAUGGAGUCCGUUUAAAAGAGAUCAAAUGCAAGCUUUGUGGUAAAGUUUACAAGACUGCCAACGCUUUAAGGGUCCAUACGAGACGUGAUCAUUUGAAGGAGAGGCCGUUUGAAUGUCAGCUUUGCGAUUACACAGCGUAUGGCAGCCGAUGUCUGAAAAAUCACAUGUUAAAACACACAGGGGUGAGGGAGUUCCAAUGCGACGUUUGUCUGAAGUCUUACGCACGGAAGAAGACGUUGCGGGAACAUAUGCGUAUCCACGAAGAUGAUAGGCGUUUCAAAUGUGAGCACUGUGGUAUGGCGUUCAUACAGAAUUGCAGUUUGAAGGGGCAUAUGCGGUCGAAACACAGGGAUUUGAUGCCAUCCGUGUGAUCCAAGGAUGUCUUUUUUUUUAUUCUCUACAAGUUAGCCCUUAACUACAAUCCUGAUUGUAAGUGAAGAUGCAAUCUAAGAUGAAAGCAGGCUAACCUAUUAGGAGUAGGAUGAGAAUCCACACCCCUUUCGGUUUCUAUACGACAUCGUACCGGAACGCUUCCAUUUUAGAUUGCAUUAUCUCUUACCAUCAAGUGAGAUUGUAGUCAAGGGUUAACUUCUAAAAAAUAAAAAAAAACAAGGCGAGGACCAAUUAAGGAAACUUCAAUCGAACGCAGGACCUCAAUGACAAUGAGGCAAUAUUUUAAUACUAAGGCAAUAAAAAUGGCAUCUAUGCGAGAACUUUUCAGCUUAGCUGAAUUAAGGUGGCAACUGAAAAUUAGUGCUUGGUCAUGAUUAAAAUGGGCUGAUAAUAGUGGCGUGCAAUAAAAAUAAUUGCCACAAUUUAUAUUUUUAAAUAAAAGUUAUCUAUUUUUUGUUAGAUUUGGGAGGGUAUUUUAGUUCCAGGGUUCCCAACUUAGGGGUUUCCCCCCCAGAUUUAGGGGGCAAAUAAGUGAAAUGGAAUUUUUUUAGGGGUCUGAAAUUUUUAGGGGUAUUUUCAGGGAUUUUUUGACUCUUUAAUAUUUUUAAAUUGAUGAUAAUUUUAAUAUUUCUUUCUUGACCUAGCGACUUAUAACGACAUAUAAUACGUUACUCUACAACCACUCUGAGGCAACUGGCGGCAAUUUUCAUCGAAUAAAAAAAAUUGUUAAAUUUAUUCAUUGUCAACAUAUCUAUUGUAUGAUUUCAAAAAAUCUGAAUCUUCAGACGUAAUAUUUUGUCUGUAUUAAAUAUAGACUUUUGAAACAUAUUAUAGCAUAUUAUUUCUAAAUUAUUAUGAAUUUAUAUUUUUAGGGGGACAACUCAAUAAUUAAGGCGAUUUUAGGGGUUUUUGACACAAACUUUAGGGAUAAAUAUUUUGGAGAGUUGGUAACACUGUUUAGUUCUCACGGUCAGUUGAACUCAGUGUUGCCAGAAGGUUACUUUUGUAACCUUUUAGGUGAUUUUUUGACUGCAUUGGUAACUUUUAGGUUACAUUAAUAAAAAGGUUACUUUUACGUGAUAUUUCGGAAUUUUUAGAAUUAACUUACAAUUUCGUAUAUCUAAAACAGAACGGUCGUUAAAUCAAGAAAUGCGGACAAAUGCUCAAGAACUCAUCGAUGUCUCUGUGUCAAUCUCACUAUAAAUGAAGACGUUACAAUUGACGUUGCGAAAUAAGCAAAUUGCAGUCACAUUGAAUUUCUUAAAAAAAUCAAGUAUGAAUUUAAGAAAUUAACGUCUAUUGUUUUUUAAAUCCUUGCUCUUUAAUUGUAUUUUUCUUAUCCCAUAAGUAAAAGGCAAACAAUCGGGGCCUUACUUAAGAUGAUUCUAUUUACGAGUAAAAUCUCCUUCGGUUUGUAGUAAUUUAGUACUUGGCUAGUAUUCGUAACAGACAGAUAUUAAAAAAAAAAAACAAAAUUACUUUAACCCCCAGAGGCUGAAAUGGUGGUUUAGCCAUGCUGUGGAACGCAAAAAGCAAGAGUAGUAGUAGUCAAAAGGUUACUUUUUACACAAAAAGGUUACUUUUUUUAAUAUUUCGGGUAACUUCUCAUAAGAUCCAACUGGCAACACUGGUUGAACUUGAACUACCGAGCAGUAAGGUUGUGUAGGUUGAUAUGCUACAAUGAUGUAAUAUUGGAUUGCAUAAUAAAUACAGAUAUGCCCUGAAUUAUUGCUAUACUGAAUUAUGACUGCUAUGAUUUAAUUUUAAAAUAUGUUAUCCAUUUGUUAGUUAAAUGUUUUGUUUAAUGUUUUUUUUUAUCUAUAGCUCAAUUAAAGUCUUUUGUUAUAAAUUUUAUAUUAUACCAUAUUUAGUUACGUAUCUUAUGAUUUGUCAUAAUAUUAGUUUGUAAUGUAUAUUAUAUACAAUUGGGUAUUGUAUGUAGAAAAAGCAAUAAAUUUUCAAAGUUAUUGGUAA
This is a messenger RNA of Bicyclus anynana (squinting bush brown), 3796 nucleotides long. RefSeq names its product zinc finger protein 1 homolog. The record is from RefSeq and is a predicted model, not a curated record. Gene Ontology annotation, biological process: regulation of transcription by RNA polymerase II. Gene Ontology annotation, cellular component: nucleus. Lineage: Eukaryota; Metazoa; Arthropoda; Insecta; Lepidoptera; Nymphalidae. Gene Ontology annotation, molecular function: RNA polymerase II cis-regulatory region sequence-specific DNA binding; zinc ion binding; DNA-binding transcription factor activity, RNA polymerase II-specific. Bases 133 to 1800 code for a protein of 555 amino acids. The transcript is spliced from 5 exons.